AUGAAGAGACUAUUUGCCAAAACAAGCCGAACCUUGGCCUUCGCGGUGGCUGAAAGUUUCACCGAGGAUAUCUUCAUCGAGAUACUCUCGAGUCUACCGGUCAAGUCCUUGAUGCGAUUCAAAUUCGUCAAUAAACGGUGGCGGUCUCAAAUUUCCGACCCGGGCUUUGCCAAGUCGCAUUUGCAAAGGCUACAGGCAGGGGAUAUGAUUCCUAGCCAGAGAAUCAUCAAGAGCAGCCCCCUUGAGACCAAAGACUACGAACUGUUCGACGGUGGCAUUGGUGGCGAUGAAGGUAACGCGGUGGCAAAGUUUCAUGAGCUGAGAAUGGACAAUCCUAGCUUGGAGCCCGAUCUCAUGGCGUCUUGCACUGGCUUGGUCUGUUUAGUUGUCCACGGCGGAUUCCUCCUAUACAACCCGACCACCAAGGAGUCUAGGAUUUUGCACAGUUCCAAUCUUGUUCCAGGAGAUAAGUUCUUCCAUGGAUUCGGAUAUGACUCUACAUCUGAUGACUAUAAAAUAGUACAAGGCAACAGUACUAAGAAUUAUCAGGUGGCGACAUUCGCGCUCAAGUCCGGUUCUUGGAGAAGGAUCCGAGUUCAACAAGAAAGCCACCUCGCCGACUAUUGAGGAGUUUUUUGGGAAAGGGCCUUACACUGGUGCGGGGUUGACCAGAGCCAAAAUAAGAAAGAGACUGCAAUUAUGUCAUUCGAUUUGGCAUAAGAGAAAUUCCACCAGGUGCUUUCAGUCCCUGAAGUUGGUGCGGACAUAGUUUUUGAGGGA
Messenger RNA from Syzygium oleosum, 780 nucleotides. Its product is annotated as putative F-box protein At3g16210. Lineage: Eukaryota; Viridiplantae; Streptophyta; Magnoliopsida; Myrtales; Myrtaceae. The transcript has a single exon. The coding region runs from base 1 to 627 and encodes 208 amino acids. Gene Ontology annotation, molecular function: protein binding. The record is from RefSeq and is a predicted model, not a curated record.